CCCCAGAGGUGGCUGCAUUUCACGCCUGAGGACGUGAGCCCUGCACACAUGGCCCGCAAAGCACACAGGGAUAAAAAUGCUACCAAUCCUUGCUCCGUUGGGCCAAUCUCUGGGCUUUACUCCCCUUUGGUUAGGAAAUUCUUUUACGAAGGGCCCUACAUGUAAAAUACCUGGUCACGCAGCCGUUCCCGCGGCCGGACGCCAUCACCCGGCGCAGACGAGCUGUCACCCAGAAAUGCUGCAGGUGAUUCAUUCCCGGCCCCUUUCCCCUCCCAGGCUUGCUGAGUGCUCUGUCCUGGACGGAGAUGGCCUUGGUGCUGGUCCCUGCCUUUUGCCUUCUGAGCGGUGUCUACGCCCAGGAGUGGGGCGUGACACUCACACCAGGGACCCUGGCUGGAUGGGUCGGCUCCUGCGUGACCAUCCCCUGCUCCUUCACCUACCCCACGGGGCGGACGGUCAGUGACGUGAGCUGGACACGGGACAGGGAUCAAACUGUGUAUCACUCGGACAAAGCCCGUGUCCAUGCUGCCUUCAAGGGCCGCGCCCACUAUCUGGGGAACCAGCAGCACAACUGCUCCCUGCGGGUGGCGGGGCUGCGCCCCAGCGAUCAGGGCACCUACCGCUUCCACUUCUGUGCAGCGAGUGAUGACGGGAGUGACAGCUGGACGAGUGAGCCAGGACAGCAGCUCAAUGUCGCUGCUCAUCCGUGCCAGCCCUCCCUGGAGCGCCGAACAGAACCGGGACCCUCCCUCACCUGCUCCGUGAGGACCGCCUGCCCCCAUCCCCCCUCCUGGUACAACCGAGAUGGCGCGCAGCAGAGCCCAGAGCAAACCCUGGCCUGGGCUGGGGCGACCGAGCUGCGAAUAUCCCCAUCCCAGCUGGACCCCGGCGUGGCGCUGAGAUGCCAGGUGGAUGGAUACAGGGAUGAGUGUGACUCUGACCAAUCCCAGCCCCUGGGGACAGCCACCCCCAAGUUGCCCAGGGUCGAGGUUUCGUGGCUGGCAGGGAAGGCAUCGUUAAGGGAAGGUGACAAUUUUACCCUGCGCUGCCAGGCUGCUGCCCGGCGGCCCGUCACCAGGUACAUCUGGUCCCGCGGGGACGUGUGGCUGCCAGAAGCCCGGAAGUACUUACGUGUUGACAAGGCAGCCAUCUCUGAUGGAGGGAGCUACGCGUGCGGGGUCUGGGUCUCUGGCCCUGGCUGGGGGUAUCUGAGCAUCUCUGCGAGGGAAUCGGUCGAAGUUCAGCAUGAGUGA
Chrysemys picta bellii (western painted turtle) is the source of this 1253-nucleotide messenger RNA. The record is from RefSeq and is a predicted model, not a curated record. NCBI's taxonomy places the organism in Eukaryota, Metazoa, Chordata, Testudines, Emydidae.